Molecule: messenger RNA, 873 nt
Organism: Vicia villosa (hairy vetch)
Lineage: Eukaryota; Viridiplantae; Streptophyta; Magnoliopsida; Fabales; Fabaceae
Product: protein ATAF2-like
Exons: 3
Coding region: 300-758 (152 amino acids)
Biological process (GO): regulation of DNA-templated transcription
Molecular function (GO): DNA binding
Source: RefSeq, a predicted model, not a curated record
AACAGUUACCACAGUCUUGUCCUAUGCGUACAUGGUAUGUAGUAAUCUCAGGCAUACCAUUCCCAAGUCCGUAGUUUAUUGUCAAGUGCGCGAAGCUAAGCGUAGCUUACUUCAUAAUUUCUUAGGGUGAAUAAAACUCAACCAUUGACUCUGUCUCAUCGCAACUUUCAUUUCCCAAAACACCAUAACAACAACAAUCAUCAAUAAGAACAAGAUCAUCGUCAACAACAACGAGAAUCAUAAUCAAGAACAAUCAUCAACAACAGAGUCAACGUUUGAAGAAGCCUUCAGAAACACAAAUGCAAGGUGAAUUAGAGUUGCCACCUGGUUUCAGAUUUCAUCCAACCGAUGAAGAAUUGGUGAAUCAUUACUUGUGUAGAAAAUGUGCUGGCCAAUCAAUUUCUAUUCCUGUUGUUAAAGAAGUUGAUUUGUAUAAGUUUGAUCCAUGGCAGCUUCCUGAAAUGGGUUAUCACAGUGAGAAAGAAUGGUACUUUUUCUCUCCGAGGGAUCGAAAAUACCCGAACGGUUCCCGCAUUAGUGUAGAUCCAAAUCUAAUGGUCCAUGCAUUGGUGUGUCAAUGUGUAAGAGCAGGAAGUCGUGUAGAAAAUUCUUGUAUUGUUGCUGGCAUUUUUUCAUAUAUUUGUAAUAUACUUUUCAAUUCAAAGAGAUGGAAUGUUGCUUUAUACUAUUACACUAUUAUACGCUUUAUUUAUGAAUCCAUGACAAAAACAACGUUCAAAGAAAAAGACUUGCAUUAAAAUACUAAGAAGUCAGAACACAAAACAACUUCCAAUGUAUUACUACUAAUAAAAAUUGAAGCUGCUCAAAGGAUUGUCAUGUAAAAAUAUAAAUAGUUUAUAGUUGAUGAUGUUA